CCUUUGCCUUUUUUUCUUUGCUCUCUUUAUGUGGUGGGGGUCCUGUGAUCAGGAAUCAAAGUUUGAAGAUCAGGUAAGAGGCCGGCAGCAGCUCGCAACCCCACCAAGCAGAUUGCCUGCAUCUGUGCUGACUGAGGACUGCUGCACACAAAGCAUGAAAAGUGUGGAUUCCGGGGGGCAAGAGCCUGCGUGGUGGGCUCUGCCGUCCCUGACCGGCCCAGGGAGAAAGGAACAACUCAGUCAGCAGUCCAAGGCCACUGGAGCGAUGAAAAGAUAAUUCUCCCCCCCACCGCUGCUGGACCUCAUGCAGCGUCAAAUCAUUUGUGAGCAGUGACACAGCCAGAUUGGGCCGAAAGGAUAUGAGUGGGAAACUUCAAAACCUGCUCAUGUUUCUGCAAACGUGAAAGGAUUUGUAUAACACAUUCAGAUUUGAUGGACUUUCCCAUGUUCAUUCUGGACAGCCCUUUUUUGUUGACAUGUUCAAAUAAUGAAUCUCUUAUGUGUAGAUCCCUUAUUCCCCCCUGCUCGCGACUCCUGUUCCUAGUUGUUGGGUAGGGAUGCUGUGCGGACCAUUCCAUCGUCUGUUCCGAGCUUAUGGAGAACCGCUGACUUGCUGGCUUUCAGGAACUAGGGGGCUGAAAUGGAACAUAUAUUUCUGAUUCUUUUACUGUUUAGUAAGACUUCAUCAAUUGGAGCUCAAUUCAAUGGAUACAACUGUGAUGCCAACUUUCACAGCCGUUUCCCUGCGGAGAGGGAUAUCAGUGUCUACUGUGGGGUGCAAACCAUCACCCUCAAGAUCAACUUCUGCCCUGUCCUCUUUUCUGGCUAUACAGACACCGACAUGGCCCUCAAUGGUCGCCAUGGGGACGCCCAUUGCCGUGGUUUCAUUAAUAACAACACUUUUCCCACAGUGGUAAUCUUUAGUAUCAGCCUGGCAACUCUUGAGUCCUGUGGGAAUUCCCUGGUGGUCUCCACAGCUCAAGGACCUAACGCUUAUGGCAACCUUUCACUGGUGCAGAUAGGAAACAUUUCAGGGUAUAUCGACACACCAGAUCCUCCCACCAUCAUCAGCUACCUGCCAGGUCUGCUUUACAAGUUCAGCUGCAGUUACCCGCUUGAAUACCUAGUGAACAACACACAGCUGGCCUCGUCAGCAGCUGCAAUCUCCGUAAAGGAAAGCAAUGGUACUUUCAUCAGCACGCUGAAUCUACUGCUUUACAAUGAUUCAACAUACAUUCAGCAGUUGACCAUCCCCAUGGCAGGACUGACCUUAAAGACCCGAGUGUUUGCAGCCGUAAAAGCCACUAACCUGGAUAGAAGAUGGAAUGUUUUAAUGGACUACUGUUACACCACACCCUCUGGAAACCCCAACGAUGACCUCCGCUACGAUCUUUUCUUUAGCUGUGAAAAAGAUGCCCAGACGUCCGUUUUUGAAAAUGGGAAGAGCCAAAUGGGCCGCUUUGCCUUUGAAGUAUUCCGCUUUGUAAAGCACAAGAAUCAGAAGAUGUCCACAGUCUUCCUACACUGUGUCACCAAACUGUGUCGAGCAGAUGACUGUCCAAUGCUCAUGCCAAUCUGUGGCAGCAGGAAAAAGAGAGAUGUUGAGGGAAACAAAUUAAACACUGCAUCUGGAAAUGCUGUCCUAACCGCCGGGCCAAUCAUCACUCGGAGUGAUGAAACCCCAACCAACAAUUCUCAACUGGCCCAUCUGAAAACUCCAGUGUUUCAGAUAAACACAGUGACAAGCGCGCUCAUCUCCGGAGUGAUCAUUCUGGCCGUCAUGAGUGUUUGCUUUUUCAUCUUCUCCCUCACUCUCCUCAAAGGGAAAAGUGCUCCUGUCAGUACCCUAUCUGGAGUCCGAAACCCAGCCUUCAACUGAGGACGUAAGGCAACUCAUUGCAGACCUCCACAACCGAAACUAAUCAGCGAGUGGAAAACAUGGCGUAUAUAGUCAUCUUGACAAGAGAAUGAAAGCUAAAUGUUGAUGUAGAUUUGUGCAAUGCGCAUUAGUGUAGAAGUAAAGCCUUUUAUGUUGUCCCGUACUUUGUGUUUCAGCCUUGUGGCAGGCUAGGCCUCAACCUGCCUGUAAUUUUUUGUUAUGCAGCUUUGACCGAUAUUAAUUAAAUACCUCAGCUAUACAGAUUUAAAAUGCAGGGUAUAGGAUGAAUUUAAAAGGUUUACAUUUAGGUAGUGUGUGAUCUGGUCUGUUGGUAACACUCCCUGCUUGGAGACUAAAAUAUGAGAACACCUCAUUUUGAUAAAUAUAUCUUGAGUGAAUGAGGGACUUUAAUUUAAAAUAAGUUUAAAAUCUUCAAUAAAGCUAUUCAGUGAACUAACAGAAAUCACCAGGCUUGGAUCUAAGCGUAAUGUUUUCUCAACAUAAAAUCUAACUUUUAAAAGUGUAUUUUUAUAAUAAUUGGAAUAACUCUGCAAUUUAUUAAUAUUGCUACAGUCUUGUAAUUAAUCAUUUGAGAAGUCUGUUCUAUCUAAAUAUGUAUUUAACUCAUUCUUAAAAUUGUUUCUGAAAAAGGAAAGUUUAAUUCGUACAUGUGCCCAAUUUACCCAUUUAAUUGUGUAUAACUCUUAUAAACUCUUAUGAUGCUAGUGAUGAUCUAUUCCUGAAAUGUACCAAUUGUGUACAAUUGUGCAUAUUGCAAAUAUUACGCUGUAACUUGUGAUUAAAACAUGCCCGGUGUCAUAUUUCUAAACAUA
Molecule: messenger RNA, 2712 nt
Organism: Gasterosteus aculeatus aculeatus (three-spined stickleback)
Lineage: Eukaryota; Metazoa; Chordata; Actinopteri; Perciformes; Gasterosteidae
Gene: zpld1a
Product: zona pellucida-like domain containing 1a
Source: RefSeq, a predicted model, not a curated record